Molecule: messenger RNA, 2394 nt
Organism: Puccinia triticina
Lineage: Eukaryota; Fungi; Basidiomycota; Pucciniomycetes; Pucciniales; Pucciniaceae
Exons: 17
Coding region: 1-2394 (797 amino acids)
Biological process (GO): transmembrane transport
Molecular function (GO): oligopeptide transmembrane transporter activity
Source: RefSeq, a predicted model, not a curated record
AUGGCCCCACUGAUAAAUGUAUCUCGAACCCCACAUACCAUCGUCGAUGAUCCCGCGGAGAAAGACCAUAGUUUACGAAGCGCCUCACCACCCAGCAUCAUCCAAACCCCGUUUACAAUGGUUCCAAGCUCCAAUAUUCUUCCAGAUUGCAUAGUAAAUACACCCGCGGAUUAUUUCGAAAAAAAGGCUUCCUCUAGUCUUAAAAUAGAGACGAUGAUUUCAUCCGACAAGGGCCUAGACGUAUCAUCUGACACCCCAGUGAUUUGUCUGGGAGAAACCCAGAAAACAGAAAGCUCUGUUUUUGAAGAAAAUACAGAAGUACUGCCUCUCCAAGAUGAUGAUCCCGAGAGUCCAAUCAUGACGGUGAGAUCUGUUUUAACUGGUGUAAUCUUGGCCGUUUUCGGAGUUUCAGUUACACAGCUCUUCCUUUUCAAACCGGUCCACAUGCAAAUAAAACUCAUGUUUCUUCAAGUAGCGUCAGUGAUCAUUGGCAGAGGUUGCGCAAUGAUACCUGGUCCAGCAUGGUGGAAUCCAGGACCUUAUACUUUGAAAGAGACAGCGUUCUCCGCCUUAAUGGGAACUACAGCAAGUGUCGCUACGCUGGCAGCCGAGAUGAUCGUAGUGUACGAUUUGUACUUUGACCAGAAGAUAAGCUUGGGUGUUGCCUUUGGUAUUUUAAUGAGUUCGCAGCUCCUUGGUUUCGCAUGGGCGGGCAUACUGCAGCCUAUCUUGGUAUACCCCAUGCGCAAUGUAUUUCCCGAAACGCUUCCCAGUGUAUCUCUUUUACACUCCCUUUUCAGCGUCGGGAGUGAAUCCGAAGACCAGGUGAAAUUUUUCAAGAAAUCUUUCCUAGCGAUUGGGAUUUAUGAAAUAUUCCCAACGUACAUUACGCCGGCUUUCCAAGCCAUCAACGUUUUCUGCUUGACCUUGCCGAAAAAUCAACUUAUUACCGAUAUUUUCGGAGGAGCUCGACCUUUUCAAGGCAUGGGAUUGUUCAGUUUUUCUGCAGAUUGGACCAUGGUCGGUGGUCUUGGACCACUUUAUAUGCCUCUCACCACACAGUUCCAUCAACUACUUGCUUGGGUCAUCUCAACUCUGGCCUUCUUUCUUGUUUAUUCAACGUCCUGGUUUGGGGGUGGUUUAAACCAAAAAUUUCCAUUCUUGUCUGCCAGUUUAUUUACGGCAGACGGUGAGCCAUAUCCGUAUCGACAUGCUGUCAACCCAGAUGGUACCGCCAACGAGGAGUUCAUAGAAAAAGCGGGAAUUCCAUUCUACACUGGAACAUUUUAUUUGGUUCAGGUCUUCCUUUCACUAUGCUUAACCAGUGCUGUUUCCCAUGCGGUGUUUCAAAACUACCGUUUAAUUUGCUCAAUUUUUAAGAAGUCAAAGAGUUCGGAAGAGAUCGACCCAAAUCGAAUAGCCUGCCUAAAAUAUAAGGAUUUCCCACUAUGGGGGUUUGCUGUGAUUGCAAUCGUCGCCAUUGGCUUGACUUUUGGAAUGUCCGCUCUCAGCAACUCUGGAAUUUCUGUUCCUGCCUUGAUUGUCUCCUUAAUGGGUUCUUUCCUUCUGACACUUGGGACGGGGUUUAUAUUUGCGAUCAGCGGUUUCGUAGUUAGGUUAUCUACUGGUAUCCAAAUGCUUGGUGGCCUUCUGUUCCCGGGAAACGUAUUUGGCAGCAUGUGGUUUACAAUCUAUGGUGGAACAAGUGCUUACCAAGGAUUAAACAUGCUGAAAAACAUGAAAUAUGGACAAUAUAUACAUUUGCCACCAAGACUUGUUGUUUAUUCACAAUUGAUAGGCUGUACUGUCGGAAGCUUCGUUACUCUAUUAGUCGUCAAAGCCAUCUUAAAGAAUGAACGCGAGGUCUUGCUUUCACCCCACGGGAACGGGGUCUUCUCAGGUGCCGAAAUUGCGGCGUUCCAUGCCCGCGCAGUAAGCUGGGGAAUUUUUGCUAGACGGAUGUUCCUCUCUGGUCAAAAAUACUCGGCGGUCAGCUGGGGAAUGUUAAUUGGUUUCUUCCUUCCCGUUCCAUUUUUUGUCGGUCAUAAAUUUUUCCCGCGACUCAAAUUUGAUCACGUCAUCGUACCUCUCUUCUUCGGAAUCAUCCCGUCUCUGUACACAAUGGCCUACGCAGGAGAAACCAUGCGCAUUGUCGUCGGGCUGUUGUCACAGUUGUGGGCCCGCAGGUACCGAGCACAAUGGUUCCAUAAAUACAAUUAUAUUUUGUCUGCCGCUCUCGACGGCGGGACAGAGUUGGUAGUAUUUAUCUUGGCCAUGGCUUUCCAAGGCGGCGGUGGCCAUCCAGUCAAAUUUCCUACCUACUUUCUCAACCCACCCAUGUCCACACCCAGAGAUUAUUGCUAUGUGGAGUCUGACGCUCAUGGGAGCGGUUGA